Messenger RNA from Botrytis byssoidea, 1014 nucleotides. RefSeq lists its product as uncharacterized. Bases 1 to 1014 code for a protein of 337 amino acids. The transcript is spliced from 5 exons. Lineage: Eukaryota; Fungi; Ascomycota; Leotiomycetes; Helotiales; Sclerotiniaceae. The record is from RefSeq and is a predicted model, not a curated record.
AUGUCAUUCAAUCCUUUCGCCGCACCAGCAUGUUCAUCGCUUCCUGCGCCAGAUCUCUUCGGAGUCAUGAUCCUCCCUUUCAAGACUGACCAAGUCACUAAUUACACUCUCGUCAUCUUGAUGGGUCUAUACAUGAAUGAUGGAGCUGUCGAAAUUCAAGCAGCUAGCUUUUGCAACUUCUAUAUAGUUAUACUCAUCCCGGUCUUAAUGAUACAGUCAAUGUACAAGUCUACUUGCCAUCUACAGAAUGGAACUGUCGGAUGCAAGCCAUUGGAGUAUUGGAACGGCUGCUAUCAAAGCGGCCGUCAAGGUAUGAUGCUUGCUCAAAGGUUUCCUGAGGCUUUUGACGAAAUCGCAGCUUCUGCACCGGCCAUUAAUCGGAGUGGUAUAUUUAUGCAAGCAAUUACCGUAGCAGCUAUUACAGCUUGUGAUGCUAACGACGGCCUUGCUGAUGAAAUCGUCGCAGAUCCUGAUUUCUGUGGUUUUGAUCCUACUACUCUAGUUGGCACCACCAUAAACUGCACUGAAAUCGGUGAAAACUUUACGGUAUCUUCUGGAGCUGCUUAUCUUACUCAGACUAGGUGGGAUGGUCCUAGAAAGUCGGACAAUAGUUCUCUUUAUUUUGGUCAAAAACUAGGCAUCAACAACGGAACUCGUACGGCAGAUCCACUAUCUCUUCUACUUCCGUGGAUAGCGAAGUUUGUUCGCAUAGACGACAACACCGAUACCUCAAGUAUAACACGCCAGGAAUCUGUUCAGCUUUAUCAUUCUUCCAUCAAUGAGUGGUCUUCUAUCAUAAACACCAACGACCCAGACCUUUCACGAUUUCUUGCCCGUGGGAGAAAACUUCCCACUUACCAUGGACUGGCUGAUGAUAUUACCCCUCCUAACUCAACCACGAGCUAUCACGAUUCCGUUACCGCGCUCGACCCAAACCUACACGAUUUCUAUAGAGCGUUAAUGGGCUCCAGGUAUCGCUCACGGCUUUGGCGGACCUGGUACUUCCACAGCUGA